Messenger RNA from Panicum virgatum (switchgrass), 1660 nucleotides. RefSeq names its product serine/threonine-protein phosphatase PP2A-1 catalytic subunit-like. Gene Ontology annotation, molecular function: protein serine/threonine phosphatase activity. The transcript is spliced from 6 exons. Gene Ontology annotation, biological process: peptidyl-serine dephosphorylation; mitotic cell cycle. The record is from RefSeq and is a predicted model, not a curated record. Lineage: Eukaryota; Viridiplantae; Streptophyta; Magnoliopsida; Poales; Poaceae. The coding region runs from base 262 to 1182 and encodes 306 amino acids. Gene Ontology annotation, cellular component: cytosol.
ACCCCACACCAGCCCUGCUCGCUCUUGCACACCCGGAGCGAGAAGAGUCGAGGAAAAAUCUCGCAUUCGCAUAAAACAAAGCAGCGGCCGAAAAAAAAUGGAGGCAUGAGCUCCGCCUCCUCCCCGUCCCCCGCCGAUCCACCGCAAACCCUAGCCCCGACCUGACCUCCGGCGGGCUUGCCGGUCGGAGAGGGAGUCGCCCACCCCCACCCCCAGGCCUGCCUCUGCCGCCACGGGCGUGGGGCGCGGGCGGCGGGCGAGAUGCCAUCGCACGGGGAUCUGGACCGGCAGAUCGCGCAGCUGCGCGACUGCAAGUUCCUGCCCGAGGCGGAGGUCAAGGCGCUCUGCGAGCAGGCCAAGGCCAUCCUCAUGGAGGAGUGGAACGUGCAGCCGGUCCGCUGCCCCGUCACCGUCUGCGGCGACAUCCACGGCCAGUUCUACGACCUCAUCGAGCUCUUCCGCAUCGGCGGCGACGCGCCCGACACCAACUACCUCUUCAUGGGCGACUACGUCGAUCGUGGCUACUAUUCAGUGGAAACGGUUUCUCUGCUAGUGGCUUUGAAAGUCCGGUACAGAGAUAGAAUUACAAUACUUAGAGGAAAUCAUGAGAGCAGACAAAUCACUCAAGUGUAUGGCUUCUAUGAUGAAUGCUUAAGAAAAUAUGGAAAUGCAAAUGUGUGGAAGUACUUUACAGACCUGUUUGAUUGUUUGCCUCUCACAGCUCUUAUAGAAAAUCAGGUCUUCUGUCUUCAUGGUGGCCUCUCUCCAUCAUUGGAUACAUUGGAUAACAUUCGUUCUCUUGAUCGCAUACAAGAGGUUCCUCAUGAAGGACCAAUGUGUGAUCUUUUGUGGUCUGACCCGGAUGACCGAUGUGGUUGGGGAAUUUCACCAAGAGGAGCAGGUUACACAUUUGGGCAAGACAUUGCACAACAAUUCAACCAUACAAAUGGUCUCUCUCUCAUUUCAAGGGCCCAUCAACUUGUAAUGGAAGGAUUCAAUUGGUGCCAGGAUAAGAAUGUUGUAACCGUCUUCAGUGCGCCGAACUAUUGCUACCGCUGUGGUAACAUGGCUGCAAUUCUUGAAAUCGGUGAGAAUAUGGACCAGAACUUCCUCCAAUUCGAUCCUGCGCCUCGGCAAAUUGAGCCGGACACAACUCGCAAGACCCCAGACUACUUUUUGUAAUUGUGGUGACCUUUUUAACUUACGGGUGUUGAUGCUCCUCUCUUCUGCAGCGUCAGGGUCUGUAGAUCUUAUGUCCUUAGAUAUGGGUUUCGUGAGCCCGAGCUGUAUGUCUCCCAAUUCUUUUGUUUGGAGAUUUUGUUGUACUUUGACUUUGUAUUAUUUGUAGACAGUGAAGGGAAGUUGCAGUAGGAUCGCCCUGCGAUUGUUUUUUUAUUUUCGUCUAAAACAUGUGGUAAGAAUCACCAUAUCGUCUACCUGGCUGAAUAAAUUUCUGUUCGGAUGGGAGGUGCUUUUGGUUUGGGUUCACAGCAUCCCCAUCUGAUGUGUCCUGUAUAGUAUUCGAUGGUGUCUUGUAGAGUUUGGCAUUCACUAGGUGAUGGCAAAUAUGGUUGUCUUGGUGUUUUUUUAUGCCAUGGAUGGUAUCUCCAGAUUAUCAAGUAUGUGCAAAUGACAAUUGUAUGCCAGCUUUACAAAAUCA